This is a messenger RNA of Heterotrigona itama, 346 nucleotides long. Lineage: Eukaryota; Metazoa; Arthropoda; Insecta; Hymenoptera; Apidae. The record is from the annotation of a GenBank genome assembly.
AUGAUUCGCGAAGUUCCAAGUACAACCACGAGACACAGGUAGGAACGAGCUAAACGGACGAUCGUUUGAUUAUUCUAGGUUAAUCUCCGUGGAGGAGGAGCUACGGCGCGAACAGCAGAAGAUGUCGGCUGCGUUGUCGUACAAGCAGCGCGUGAUCGACGCGCAGGAGCAGCAAAUAGCCGCUUUGGACGCCGCGAAUUCGCGUCUAAUGACGUCAAACACAAAACUGUUGUCCGCAUUGAGCACCCUGAAGCAACGAUACAAGUCGAGCCAGUCGAGCACCGAGGCGGCUGCGUUACUGCAGAACAUCGCUGAUAUCGGCGAGCUGAAGAGCUCGUCUUGUUAG